Molecule: messenger RNA, 4903 nt
Organism: Alligator sinensis (Chinese alligator)
Lineage: Eukaryota; Metazoa; Chordata; Crocodylia; Alligatoridae
Product: relaxin receptor 1-like
Exons: 18
Coding region: 546-2735 (729 amino acids)
Biological process (GO): G protein-coupled receptor signaling pathway
Cellular component (GO): membrane
Molecular function (GO): protein binding; G protein-coupled receptor activity
Source: RefSeq, a predicted model, not a curated record
AAGACCUGGGCAGUGUAGAGGGGAACAACUCCACCCAGCUCCCCUCAACCAUGCAACCACCUACAACAACAGACAGCGACGGCAAGGACUAACAGAGCUGCUCAGCAGGGACAAGGACAGAUAAACAAUUCCACUGCUCAGCCUUCUGCCUUCUUGAACUCGAUUCUCCCUGGUUCACGUGACAGGCAAGUGAGUCAAGGGAGGAAAUGGUCUUAAACUCCUUAAAUCUUUACAUUUCUUUUCCCUCUUUCUUUCAUUCCCCAGGAUUUCAGGAUGCAAGGAGCUGCUGGUCUGCUCUGAUUGGCCUUGGGACAGCUCUCUCCCCAAUAGUUUGGAGGGCAGGAUGGAACAUGGCACGUGACUUUACAGAGCCUAAGAAUGCUUCAGACAGAGGAACCUGCAGCAGUGCUCGUGGAGGACACCACAGGUCUCAAAAAUAAUAGCUAAAGGACAUCCAUGCCAUCUCCAGAAUCCCCUUCCUGCCUCACCUUCCCCUUACUCCUCAGUAGCGCCGACGACUCCUAAAUCACUUCUAGGCUGGGAUUAUGGUUACAAGAGCUAGUGGCAUGAAGCUGUUCCUGAUUAUUCUGCCUUCGCUUUUCCAAGCUGUUACAAACUCUCUUAGGAUUCAUCCCAGGCUGGACAGCCACACCUGCCCCUUGGGACAGUUCCCCUGUGGCAACCUAUCUGUCUGCUUACCCCAGCUCCUACACUGCAAUGGGGUGAAGGACUGUGACAACGGUGCUGACGAAGAGAACUGUGUGGAUAACAGUGGGUGGCUGCAGAUCCUGGGUGGCAUGCUCAGUACUAAAAGCAGCAAGGCCAGGAGGGAAGAGGAGACCAUGGACUGCAUGCUUGAUCUCUUCCCAGAGCAAUGCCAGUGCUGGGCGAAAAAUAUAGACUGCACCGGCCACGGCCUGCGCACCGUCCCUUUGGUGUCCUCCAAUGUGACAAAGCUGGAUCUGAAGAACAAUAAAAUCUACCUGCUGGUGGACAACCAGUUUGUUGCAUACAAGAAUCUGGAGAAGCUGCUCUUACAGCACAACAAAAUCCGGUUGAUAUCCACUCAUGCGUUUGCAGGGCUUUCUGGAUUGAAAAUGCUGUUCUUGAGUCACAAUAAAAUCACUCAGCUGAGGCCUAGGGUCUUCAGGGACCUGCAUCACCUUGAAUGGCUAAUGCUGGAUAAUAACCACAUUGCCAAGAUUGUCCCAGCUGCUUUUGUGGGGUUAAAGUCCCUGUACUUCCUGUAUAUGCUGAACAACUCACUGACGAAACUGCCUAAUGCUUCUAUUUGUGCAGAAACACCCAAGCUCAGCUGGCUGGAGCUGGAAGGGAACAAGAUCCGUGCAUUGAGGAGCUCGGUGUUCCAGGAGUGUGGCACCUUCACUGUGCUAAUACUGCGCAGGAACAAGAUCAGAUGGAUCCAGGAAGGGACCUUUUCCAAGCUGAAUGGACUCGUGGAGCUUGACCUAUCUUCCAACAGACUAGAGGAGCUCCUGCCAUCUUUAUUCACUGGCCUCCAUGACCUCCAGCAGCUGAAUAUUUCCUACAACCCGCUGAAGCAGAUCUUUGCUGACCAGUUUGACAGCCUGCCCCAUCUGCGUUCUCUGAGCAUUGAAGGUUUGGAGAUCCCCAACAUCCAGAAUCGCAUGUUCCAGAAACUCACCAAUCUGUCUCACAUCUACUUCAAGAAGUUCCAGUACUGCAGCUAUUCCCCCCAUGUGCGCAGUUGCAAGCCCAACACUGACGGCAUUUCCUCUUUUGAGAAUCUCCUAGCCAACAUCAUCCUUCGGGUCUUUGUCUGGGUCAUUGCUUGCAUCACCUGUUUUGGGAACCUUUUUGUCAUCUGCAUGAGGUCCUUCAUCAUCACCGAGAACAGCCAGCACACCAUGGCCAUCAAGUCACUCUGCUGUGCAGACUGUCUGAUGGGCAUCUACCUCUUCUUCAUUGGAGCCUUUGACCUCAAAUACUCUGGCGAGUACAAUAAGCAUGCCCAGGUGUGGAUGGCAAGCAUUCAGUGCCAGCUGGUGGGCAGCCUGGCCAUGCUGUCCUCAGAAGUAUCUGUCCUGCUCCUGACAUAUAUGACCUUUGAGAAAUACUUCUGCAUUGUCUUCCCAUUCAGCCACUAUAAAGCUGGCAAAAAACAGACCAUUUCCAUGCUGGUCAUCAUCUGGCUGCUAGGACUUUCCCUCACUCUUGUCCCCUUCUGGUGCAAGGAAUCCUUUGGGAACUACUACGGGAGAAAUGGGGUCUGUUUCCCACUCCAGUCAGAUGUGACUGAGAAACCAGGAGCCAGGGGCUACUCCACUGGAAUCUAUCUAGGUCUGAACCUCGUUGCCUUCAUCAUUAUUGUUUUCGCCUACACCAGCAUGUUCUACUCUGUCCACACCACAGCGGCCAAGACGGUGGAGCGCAGUGUCUUCUCCAGGGAGGUUGCCAUUGCCAAGAGGUUCUUCUUUAUUGUUUUCACAGAUGCCCUUUGCUGGAUCCCCAUCUUCCUCCUCAAGCUCCUCUCUCUGCUCCAGGUGGAAAUACCAGGUACCAUAACCUCUUGGGUGGUUAUUUUCAUCCUGCCCAUCAACAGUGCCUUGAAUCCUAUUCUGUACACCAUCACCACCACCUCUUUCCAGGAGAAGGUCAAACUGUGUUUGCAGACGAAGCAACAGUCAUUACAAGAGGCACCAGGAUCCCAAAAGAGCUUUAUCCUAGUAUCCAUACACACCAGCACUGCCUGACUUAUGCGCUUCAGGCCUAGCCGCUGGGUACAAAGACAUCAUGACUUUGUCCAGUGAUCACUGGUGGCCUAUGGGACUUGAACUCUGCCGCCCUUCUAUCAUCUUCUCAUCAGUGCCGUUGUAACUGGGAUCAGCUCCAUAAAGUAACCCAUGUGGCAGCAUUGGAUCUACUUGCCUCAGGAACUCUCACGGUAUGGGUUUAUCAGCAGCAGGAACAUCUAAUCUGGUCUUCGCUACAAGGCUGAACCAGCUGCUGCGGAGUGAGUGGGCAUCAUCAUCUCAUAAUCAUCUCUGUCUCUCCACGGCGUGGUCUCUACAGUUCACAGAACCUUUCUCCUGCUGGCAAACUAUCUAAACAUUGCAGCAAUCCUUGGAAGAGCUGCAAACCCUGGAUUUGGCAGCCUAUAGGUCGAGAGAAGAGAGGGCAGGCUGGAGAUUUGGCUGAUUGCAACAAGUUUGCAGUCCUGUUGAGGGGAGCAAGAGCAAUUAGCAGAAGCAGCCUGGGAAGAGCCAUGGGAAGGACUGCAGCAGGGGUGUAGCAGGGCAGCUCCACCCUUUGGGCAGCAGCAAUGCAUGGGGAAGCACCAUCUGUUGCAGUGCGGGUAGUGGUGGCACAGUCAGCUGCUACUGCAGUGAUGACUACUCUUGCACUUCUCCCAAAGGUGGCAUCUGGGGCCGCUGCAUUGGUCAUCCCCUCAGUUAGGAGCAGUAUUCAGUGCAUCCUCUGUGCAGUGCUACAGCCUAAGCCUGGGUGCUGAGUCCAGUAUCAUAAGGCCCAAGACAGCAAACGGGCCUGUCAAAGCCCAGCAUCCCCCAGGUAUCUUUACAUCUUCAGUCUACCAGGAGCCACAUGAGCUACUGCAGCAACCCAUUUUGGGAUGUUGCUGCAUAGGAAAGAUGCAUAAACAGCAGCAGGCAGCUAACAUCAAGACUUCACCACCCAGCAGUGCAUGCCAUUAGUUUAUGAUUGCAUGGAUGAGCAAAUGCAAGCCCCAUUCUGUGUCAGUACAAAACCCCUGUCCCUUCUACACAAAAUACACAUCUGUUAAGAGUGAACAUCACCGAGCUGUACUGCCUGACACAUAUUAACAUUCUAACAGUAAGAAACAUGCAGCAUGCCAGUAACAUGCAAAAGUAAGAAACUUUUGCUUUUGUUUUUUCUAAUAAGGGACCCAACUUUCUAAAUGUAAUUGGAAAAUCUGAGGAGCUACUCCUCUGGCCCCUGGAGAGAGGCCUACGUGUAUCAAGUCUCCCCCGGUCUAGUGCCCAUGAAGAGAACUGUUAAGGAGGCUGGAUCCAGAGGACCCUGUGCUUCCCCCUGGCUGACUCAUUUCUCAACCCCUCACCGAGCAGGUACAGGGUGUGGAAAGUGCUGGAAAGGAUUGCUAACUUCUCUACGCAGUCAAAAGGGCAUCAGAAUUUGAUGACAAAGCAGUUCAGCUCACGACCACGUUGCAUGCACCUGAGGUUCCCUGGGGAAACUGCCAGCCGACAGGCCACUGAUUUCCCCAUGCUCACCCACGUGUGCAAGGCCUUUCCCAGUGUGGCAGCUACCUUCUUGCAUGAUCUCUUGGGCCCUGGUGUGCUAAGUCACCACUUACACUUCCCAAGAGACAGCACAGAUGCUAGAUGUUAUCAGCCUCUGAGAGCACAGGUGCAUCUGCUGCCAGGUAGGAGUUUCCCAGCUGGAGCAUCAUGUCCUGGGGGUCUACACAGCAAACGUGGGCUGCUACAAAUUCCUCACACACUUGGUUUCUUGAAAGCUGUGCUGGAAGCUCUGACCUCACCCUUACAUGUACUAACAGGCUCAUGCAGUGCUAAGUUCUCUGUCACAAACACUGCUAAACCCCAAGUCUUAGGACAGACCAGUGUCAGUAAUUCUGAGGCUGACUGGCUGUAUCUCUCUCUCCAGCUGCCAGCCCUAGAUAUUAGAUUGGAGCAGUCACAUGAAGCAGGAUACAGAAAAGUCGAAUAGAGGAAAGAAGCCAACCACUAAGUGAAGAGGCUAGACAGAAAUAUUCCUGUGGUGAUGUACAAGUGAAUGACUAGAGAUAGUCCCUUCUAGCAGGUUGUGUUGUGCAUUUGAGCAUUGGGGAACAGGAAAAGCUGGAGGGUCCAUUACUUUGUAGUAAGCUUCCAUUGUUAAUAAAGUUCUUGUUUCUUUCUCA